Messenger RNA from Corylus avellana, 2570 nucleotides. Its product is annotated as cryptochrome DASH, chloroplastic/mitochondrial. Gene Ontology annotation, biological process: photoreactive repair. The record is from RefSeq and is a predicted model, not a curated record. Gene Ontology annotation, molecular function: FAD binding; deoxyribodipyrimidine photo-lyase activity; DNA binding. Lineage: Eukaryota; Viridiplantae; Streptophyta; Magnoliopsida; Fagales; Betulaceae.
ACGAUCAGCAACAAUCUCUGAAAGAAAAGGAAGGCCGAUCGAGUACGCUUCCAAGACUCCAUGGCCGCACAUUCUCCAGCUCCAUUACCGCCCUCAUUCAAAGGCAACAGGCAGUCAAAACCCAAAUUUCUCAACUCAACCUCGCUUCCCUCCAAUCCACCUCUUAUAGUUUCGCUUCCUUAUCACCAUCGCCAGCGCAAGGCAUUGAGAAUUUCGGCCUCCGUUUCGUUCUCCAACCCAGAGGUGCGAACCGGUCCCGGUGACCUUGUUGCGUCUAUCCUCUCCAAGAGCUUAAUGGAGAUGCUCCUCUAAGUCACGUGUCAUCGUCUCCGUAUAAUUGCCAUAAUACGAUAAGUCGUUCGUGCACAGAUCAUCAUAGGCUAUCACGAAGCCACGUCACACAAAAGUCCAUGCCCACGUGUCAGUAUCUCAACUGCUUAAAAUCAUCCUCUCUCUCUCUCUCUCUCCCACAAAAUCCAAGCUAUGACUACAUGCAAACAUGGCGAUUCACUGUUCCUCGGUGCCUUCUCUUUCCUUUAAAAACCUCACAAUCCCGUCAAAACCAAUAUCUUCACUAUUCAAGGCGAUGAAUCCACUCUCAAAACCUGGGCUGAGACCGUCGGCUUCUUCUGCUGCAACGAUCCACCAGGUCCCGGGCCUCGACACCGACGAAGUGGACCGCAUCGCUGACCAAACCUUUCAAAGGUACUCCUCGUCGUCUCCGAGGACCGGCCGAGGAGGAUUAGGGACCGCCGUAGUUUGGUUCAGGAACGAUCUGAGAGUGUUGGACAAUGAGGCUUUGUACAAGGCGUGGGUUUCGUCCGAGAUGGUAUUGCCGGUUUAUUGCGUCGAUCCUCGACUUUUCGGCACCACCUAUUAUUUCGGAUUCCCUAAAACUGGAGAGUUGAGAGCGCAAUUUCUUGUUGAAAGUUUGGCUGACCUGAAAAAGAAUUUGAUAAAGCGGGGCCUGAAUUUGCUUAUUCGACAUGGCAAGCCUGAGGAAAUUCUCCCUUCUCUUGCAGAAGCUGUUGGAGCACACACAGUAUAUGCCCACAAAGAAACCUGCAGUGAGGAGCUGAAUGUCGAAAGAUUGGUCAGCAAAGCUCUGCGGCAAGUGGUGCUACAACAAUCUUUGGGGUCGAGUAAAACUCACAACCCUAAGUUACAGCUUAUUUGGGGUACCACCAUGUACCACAUUGAUGACCUCCCAUUUGAUCCCUGCUGUUUACCAGAUGUUUAUACUCAGUUUCGUAAGUCUGUUGAAGCCAAAUGCGCUAUCCGGGGCUGCAUUAAAACUCCAACAUUUCUUGGGCCGCCACCAAGUGUCAGCGAUUGGGGAUGUGUUCCUUCAGUAGAUCAGCUUGGAGUCCACUCACAUAAUGUUAGCAAAGGAAUGAAGUUUGUGGGGGGUGAAAGUGCCGCACUGGGCAGGGUAAACGAAUACUUCUGGAAGAAGGACUUGCUAAGGAUAUACAAAGAGACCAGAAAUGGGAUGUUAGGACCUGAUUAUUCAACAAAAUUCUCUCCAUGGCUUGCGUCAGGAAGCCUCUCUCCUCGCUUAAUACAUGAAGAGGUGAAGAGAUAUGAACAGGAAAGGCAAGCAAAUGAUUCCACAUACUGGGUUUUGUUCGAAUUGAUAUGGAGAGAUUACUUCAGGUUUCUAUCAGUCAAAUAUGGGAAUUCCCUUUUCCAUAUAGGUGGUCCAAGAAAAGUGGAGCAUGAAUGGAGCCAGGACAAGGAUUUGUUUGAGUCCUGGAGAGACGGCCGUACAGGGUACCCCCUCAUAGAUGCAAACAUGAAAGAACUGUCAACCACAGGGUUCAUGUCAAAUCGAGGCCGACAAAUAGUAUGUUCCUUUCUUGUUCGAGAUAUGGGCAUUGAUUGGCGUAUGGGAGCUGAAUGGUUUGAGACAUGCCUUUUGGAUUAUGACCCAUGUUCCAAUUAUGGGAAUUGGACAUAUGGAGCAGGAGUUGGGAAUGACCCUAGAGAAGAUCGCUACUUCAGCAUCCCAAAGCAAGCACAGACAUAUGAUCCUGAAGGCGAGUAUGUGGCAUACUGGUUGCCGCAGUUACGAGCACUUCCUAAAGAUAAAAGGAACUUUCCCGGAAAAUCAUAUAUUGAGCAAGUUGUACCACUCAAGUUCAAUAGUGUUGGUAAGCACCCUGGUCAGAGUGCAAGAAAAACCAGUUUUGGAGGGAGACAAACAAGGGGGCGAGGGAGAUAGAGCUUCAAAUAUGAGAUAAAGCACGGCAUUCUUCUAAAUUAUAAGUAGUGAGGAAUGGUUUUUCAAUACUCUUGUUUCCCUUAAUCUGUUUUGUAUCUUUUAACCUCAACAAUGUAGGAAAAGUGUGCGAGCAUCGAAAUCCAUGAGUGAAAAAUGUAGACAAGUUGAUUUGACCGGCAAAUAUGCAAAUAAAUGAGGCUGUUGUGUUGAAGAUAAAGGUUGUGUGGUUUCAGGCAAGAGUACUUCAUGAUGACAAUCCACUGGAUUUUCUCUGCCUAUGAUGUUGGUAACAUAUCAAUAUUUUGAUGUGCUUUGGAUGAUACGCUUUUCCUAUUCUUUUGUGGUG